AUGCUUCAAAAUCUAACUCUCACCUUCGGAAAAACUGGAAAAAUUUUUUGCAAAGUGGAAUCUGAGAAUAAGACAAUUUAUGAAUGGAAGUUGGAUGGCCGUAGCCUACAGAGAAGUGACAGAAUCAACAUCAUGAAAGAUGAAUAUUUGGAGAUUCACAAAGUGAAUGAAAAUGACGCAGGCGUGUACAAAUGCAUUGCCACAAUAAUAAGUAAUUACGUAGCUGAGCCCUACAGUGUAGACAUCAAAGUUUCUGUGACGGGUGGCCAACCGGUUAGACCUACCAUCUUUACCCCAAGCAUACCUAACGCAGAAUCUACUAUUGUGCACAGAACAGAGCCCGAAGGCCAUACGGCUAGAACUACCGCCUUAUUCCAAACACGUCCUAAUGCAGAAACAACUUGGCCUAUUACGCACAGAACAGAGCCCAAAGGGAAACCAGGUGGACCUAGCACACGCCUACCUAAUACCAAGACUAUCAAAGGUAUACCAUCAGGCAGAGACGACUCGAACCCUAAUGGUGGCAGUGAAGGUAAAAUACUAUUCCAUAGGAAAUUUGGAAACAGUAACAUCAGUAUUGUAAUGUUGUCAAUCAUGUCAAUGCUAAUAAUUACAGUUCCAUAAUGUGUACGAUACAUCAGCUUUACUGCAGCAACAAGAAUGGCAAAGAAAUGCAAUCUUUAUGCUAUGCACUCGCAACUUAGUACAAGCAUGUUGCCAUCCUCAUUUAACUCGCUUCAUAGACAAUGCAGUAACUUCCAAUGUUCAGCAAACACGUCUAUGCAAAUUAGAUUGCAAUGGAUCACACCCAAUCAUAGUAUUGGAAUCUCAGGAUGUUUACGUUUGAUUCAGACUCAGAUUAGUAUUGUCAUAACAAAAAAAGUAGUAUGAACUUCCUUUCCAAAAUUGCAAAGUAAACACACAUAUUGAAAGACAAAUUGCACAAAAACAAUUAUAUAUAACUAGAAAUAAUUAUAAAAUAGACAUAGAUAAUCAAAGCCGGGCACUCAUUGCGUACGACCGUGUUGUCGGCCGAUGUGAUUCCAUAAAGAGCGCAAUGCAACGACGCGCGCAACGGAUCGUUUUUAAUGACGAUCUGUUCAGACUGCCACCGACAGUUAGCAGACGGCGUCGCGUCGUCUAUCGCUCACAGACAGCGGAGUUGGAUUCGUCCUGCGACGGUCGUACAACGCAGUGUCUGCCUGGCUUAACAGUGAAAAAAGAGUUAAAUUAGAGAAGUAUGAACAUUUAGGACUAAGGUUUUAUGUUUAUCUUUUAACUAUUGAAUAGGCGGAUGGCUGUCGGUAUAAAUGAAUUUCUGAAACUGUUUGUCCUGACUGGAGUGUGACGGAUUCUACCUUAACUACUUGUGAUAAUAGUAUUAUGAAGGAGAUGAGUAUUCUUCAUGUAUAAUGGCCUUAAGUGUUCUAGUGAUAAAUUUAUCACAAAAUAAUCAAAUUGCUCAGCAUACAUACCAAAAAUCUUACAAGCUAACUUAAUAAUCCCAGUGAGUUUUUGUAGACUUUCUUUGGAUAAUUCAAUAUACCAGACAAUACAGCAGAAUGAUGUGGAAGACUGGAUGACAGAAACAUAGGACAUAUUAAUAUUAAGUUUUUUGUUUCAAUGUGUAUAUUACCAUGACGUUUUCCUCACUAAUAAUAUUACUACAAGGGAUCGGAAUUGAUUGUGACAUAACUUGCAUUAUUGUAACAAUUCAACUUUCAUAUAAAUUCAUAUAAAUGCAUUCCUUUACUGAUCUAAUACAAGAUCAGACUCUGCUGAUUGGUAGUGGGUUAGGCUUAUUAAACGUUGCCAAACAUAAUUAGUCUGAUAGAAUUUUUGCAUUAUAAGGAAGAUAUUAAUCGGAGCUUAUUUUAUAACUUUUCCCUGCAGAUAUUUAAGCAGGAAAGUACAUAGUAAAGGUAGUGUUUUAAAGCGCUUUUAUUUGAUUAGCUUCUCGGUAAUAGGAGUUUAAAACAAUGUAAUGAAGUUAAAAAUACCCAGAAAAUUAGGUACAGUGGCAAAUUCAAGGAUGAAUGCAAGUCCUAUCUAGGCAUAUUCUUUUUAUUAUGCAUCAACACAAUCUAGACUAGAGCAGUCACUCUAUGGAGUGCAUGCUUCCGCCCUGUACCUGAAUACCAACACUACUCAGGCCGUGUAUGAUGGGUGAAACUGCAGCAUACCCUCAAUGAAAUAAUGGAAUCACCGGUCGUAUUCAUGCACAUUAUUUUCUUUUCUACAUUUUGUUGUUAACUGGACCCACAAGUUUGUGUAUGAGUUGGUAACUGUAGUCCUACCUGCUAGAUUGGUGGAAAGGCACAACACCAUUACAUAAUGUCCCUGAGGCCAAAAGCAUAGACAGUAGUUCUACCGCUCGUAACAAAAAUUUAUUGGUGGAAUUAGUUAACUACAUAUCAAGAAGGUAUGUACUGUGCUUCCCAAAGAGAAGACAGUUUUAAGAUGAACAAAUUUGGAUCUUAUAUACCUAUAGAUUACUACAGUGUUAUGUCACGAUACCACGCGAUACUACUCCGUUGCUAUCGUUGCAAAAAGCGUUCAACCGGACGCCAUUUUCUUCACUGACAAAACAUUGAUCCCAAUUUCGAGCGUAAUUAUUAAGAUGUUGUAUCUUACUUUUUCUUUGUAAA
Anneissia japonica is the source of this 2648-nucleotide messenger RNA. RefSeq lists its product as uncharacterized. The transcript has 7 exons. NCBI's taxonomy places the organism in Eukaryota, Metazoa, Echinodermata, Crinoidea, Comatulida, Comatulidae. Bases 1 to 624 code for a protein of 207 amino acids. The record is from RefSeq and is a predicted model, not a curated record.